Messenger RNA from Calypte anna (Anna's hummingbird), 5372 nucleotides. RefSeq names its product SOS Ras/Rho guanine nucleotide exchange factor 2 (gene SOS2). Gene Ontology annotation, cellular component: plasma membrane. The coding region runs from base 264 to 4334 and encodes 1356 amino acids. NCBI's taxonomy places the organism in Eukaryota, Metazoa, Chordata, Aves, Apodiformes, Trochilidae. The record is from RefSeq and is a predicted model, not a curated record. Gene Ontology annotation, biological process: Ras protein signal transduction; positive regulation of GTPase activity. The transcript has 24 exons. Gene Ontology annotation, molecular function: guanyl-nucleotide exchange factor activity; protein heterodimerization activity.
CCAGCGGCCCGCAGCCCGGCCCCUCCCGCCCCGCCGGAUGUGAUGGCCGCUCCAGCGGGGGGGUGAGGAGCGAGCCAGCGGCGGCCGACAGCCCAGCGCGGCUCGGCCCGGUCCGGCCCGGCCCUGACGAGCGGCGGCUUCUCCUUCCCUUCUACGCCCCCUCCUCUCCGCUCGUCCUCCCGCCAUCCAUGCCCCGGGCUCCGUAGCCGGCGGGGAGCGGCAAGGCGGGUGGCCCCGAUGCGGAGGAGCCGCCGGCGGGCGCCAUGCAGCCGCCGCCGCAACCCUACGAGUUUUUCGGCGAGGAGAACGGCCCGAAAUGGCGGGGGCUCUUCGUGCCCGCCCUGCGCAAGGUUCAGCAACAGGUUCACCCAAACCUUUCAGCAAAAGAAGAUUCCCUCUAUUAUAUUGAAGAGUUAAUCCUCCAGCUGCUAAACAAACUAUGCAUUGCUCAGCCACGGACUGUCCAGGAUGUAGAGGACCGGGUUCAAAAGACAUUUCCUCACCCCAUAGACAAGUGGGCGAUCGCUGAUGCACAGUCUGCUAUAGAGAAACGAAAGAGAAGAAACCCUCUCCUGCUGCCUGUGGACAAAAUACAUCCUUUAUUAAAGGAGGUCCUAGGUUACAAGGUAGAUUACCACGUCUCUCUGUAUAUUGUGGCUGUCUUAGAAUACAUCUCAGCUGACAUUUUAAAACUGGCUGGAAACUAUGUUUUCAACAUCAGGCACUUUGAGAUCUCCCAGCAGGACAUUAAAGUAUCAAUGUGUGCUGAUAAGGUUUUGAUGGACAUGUUUGAUCAGGAUGACAUUGGUUUGGUUUCUCUCUGUGAAGAUGAGCCCUCCUCUUCUGGGGAACUCAACUACUAUGACCUCGUGAGAAACGAAAUUGCAGAAGAAAGGCAAUAUCUGCGGGAGCUGAAUCUGAUAAUAAAAGUCUUUAGGGAAGCUUUCCUAUCAAACAGAAAAUUGUUCACACCUCACGAUAUUGAUGUGAUAUUUAGCAACAUUUCAGAUAUUCACGAGUUGACAGUGAAGCUUUUGGGAUUGAUUGAGGAUACUGUUGAAAUGACUGAUGAAAGCAGUCCUCACCCCCUGGCUGGCAGCUGCUUUGAGGACCUUGCAGAGGAACAAGCCUUUGAUCCAUAUGAAACCUUGUCCCAGGAUAUUCUCUCUCCACAAUUUCAAGAGCAUUUUAAUAACUUAAUGGCAAAACCUGCUGUUGCUCUCCACUUUCAGUCUACUGCUGAAGGGUUUAAAGAAGCUGUACGAUACGUCCUGCCACGACUCAUGCUGAUCCCAGUCUAUCAUUGUUUGCACUACUUUGAGUUACUACAGCAAUUGCAGGAAUGCAGUGAGGAUGAAGAGGAUCGAGAGUGCCUGAAACAAGCCAUUACAGCUCUCCUGAACCUGCAGUGCAGCAUGGAGCGCAUUUACAGCAAGCACUCCCCGAGACGUCGGCCUGGGGAGCCUGUCUGUCGCUUCUAUAACCGACAGUUAAGAAGCAAGCACUUGGCCAUCAAGAAAAUGAAUGAAAUCCAGAAAAAUAUUGAUGGCUGGGAAGGCAAAGACAUUGGGCAGUGCUGCAAUGAGUUCAUAAUGGAAGGUGGCUUGACAAAAAUAGGAGCCAAACAUGAACGCCACAUCUUUCUCUUUGAUGGUUUAAUGAUCAGCUGUAAAACAAACCACGGUCAGUCACGGCUUCCUGGGUACAGCAACGCAGAGUAUAGACUGAAGGAAAAAAUUAUCAUGAGGAAAAUACAGAUUAUUGAUAAAGAUGACACAUCUGAAUACAAACAUGCUUUUGAACUGGUGUCUAAAGAUGAGAACAGCAUUCUCUUUGCUGCCAAGUCUGCCGAAGAGAAGAGCAACUGGAUGGCUGCUCUGAUUUCCCUCCAGUAUCGCAGUACUCUGGAUAGGAUGCUGGAUGCAGUGUUACUGCAAGAAGAAAAUGAACAGCCCCUGAGGUUACCCAGCCCAAACGUGUAUCGUUUUGUGGUGGAAGACUCAGAGGAUAACAUUGUUUUUGAGGACAACUUGCAGAGCAGGAAUGGCAUUCCUAUCAUCAAAGGAGGAACAGUGGUGAAGCUGAUUGAAAGGUUGACGUACCAUAUGUAUGCAGACCCUAACUUUGUCCGUACUUUCCUCACCACUUACCGCUCCUUUUGCAAGCCCCAGGAGCUGCUGAGUUUACUGAUUGAAAGGUUUGAAAUCCCAGAGCCUGAGCCUACUGAAGCAGACAGACUGGCAAUUGAGAAGGGGGAGCAGCCCAUCAGUGCAGACCUGAAGAGAUUUCGCAAGGAAUAUGUCCAGCCAGUACAACUCAGAAUAUUAAAUGUUUUUCGUCACUGGGUAGAGCAUCACUUUUAUGAUUUUGAAAGAGAUCUGGAGUUACUAGAGAGACUGGAGACAUUUAUUUCCAGUGUAAGAGGGAAAUCCAUGAAGAAGUGGGUGGAAUCAAUUGCUAAAAUCAUCAAGAGAAAGAAAGCUCAGGCCAAUGGCAUUAGCCACAACAUCACCUUUGAGAGCCCACCCCCCCCCAUUGAGUGGCACAUCUGGCGUGCUGGGCACAGUGAAGCAAUGGACCUCAUGACCCUGCAUCCCAUCGAGAUCGCUCGGCAGCUGACACUGCUGGAGUCUGACUUCUAUAGGGCAGUACAGCCUUCUGAACUCGUUGGUAGUGUGUGGACUAAAGAAGAUAAGGAAAUGAACUCCCCAAAUCUCCUGAAAAUGAUUCGUCACACUACAAAUCUCACUCUUUGGUUUGAAAAGUGCAUUGUGGAAACAGAGAACUUUGAAGAGCGAGUGGCUGUGCUGAGCAGGAUUAUAGAAAUCCUACAGGUUUUUCAAGACCUGAAUAAUUUCAAUGGUGUUUUGGAGAUUGUCAGUGCAAUGAACUCUGUCUCAGUGUACAGACUAGAUCACACAUUUGAGGCACUACAGGAAAGGAAAAAAAAAGUCCUGGAUGAAGCAGUAGAAUUAAGUCAAGAUCAUUUUAAGAAGUAUCUGGCUAAGCUCAAGUCAAUCAAUCCACCCUGUGUGCCUUUCUUUGGAAUAUACCUAACAAAUAUUUUGAAGACAGAAGAAGGGAAUCCUGACUUCCUUAAAAGACAAGGGAAAGAAUUAAUUAACUUCAGUAAAAGAAGAAAAGUGGCUGAAAUUACAGGAGAAAUUCAGCAGUAUCAAAACCAGCCUUACUGUUUACGGAUAGAGCCAGAAAUUCGGAAAUUCUUUGAAAAUCUCAAUCCCAUGGGGAAGAUACCAGAAAAAGAGUUUACAGAUUAUCUCUUCAACAAGUCAUUAGAAAUUGAACCUCGAAACUGCAAGCAACCACCUAGAUUUCCUAGAAAAACAACAUACCCCCUGAAAUCUCCUGGGAUAAGGCCCAACACUGGCAGACAUGGCUCCACCUCAGGCACCUUGAGAAGCCACCCACUGCCACUUGAAAAGGAACCCAGUAAGAUAAGUUUCAGUAGGAUCACUGAGGCAGAGCAUGAAACAACAGCAUCAGCACCAACUUCUCCCAACACACCAUCAACACCCCCAGUGUCUGCUUCUUCAGAGUUCAGUGUCUUUUUAGACAUUGAUCUCAACAGUUCUUAUGGUAACAACAGCAUCUUUGCUCCUGUCAAUUUGCCACAGUCAAAGACUUUCUUCAGUUCCUGGGGUAGCUUUCCUAAAUUAAGUGAUGAGCCUCAGAACCCUCCUCCACUUCCUCCACGAAAGAAGAUGGAUCAGGAUGCUUCUAAUUCUAAGGGAAGUUCCAAGUUGGAUGACGAUCCUCCAGCGAUCCCACCUCGGCUGCCACCACCUCCAAAGAUACAACCUCGUGCUCCUGCUUACAACAACCCCUUCGACCAGCCACUGCACAGCCCUCCUCCUCCACCUCCCCGGGACCCUCUCCCCGACACUCCGCCUCCGGUACCGCUCCGGCCACCCGAACACUUUAUCAACUGUCCCCUCAACCUCCAGCUGCCACCCGUGGGACGCUUGCACAGGGAUCCUGACAGGUUGAGGGAAGCCAGCACAGGUCCCAGCUCUCCAGGCACUCCUCCCAGCACACCUUCUCCCAGGGUCCUGCGUCGCUGCUGUGUCAUCAGCACCAGUCACAACAACCUGGCCACCCACCCGCCUGCACCCCCUGUCCCACCCCGGCACAAUUCGAGCCCUCAGUUACCAAAACUGCCACCAAAGACUUACAAAAGGGAGCUCUCCCACCCUCCUUUGCACAGACUCUCCUCUGUUGGACUGCAUUACCCUCAGGUGAUCAGCAGCAUUGCCUCAGUGCCCACAGUUAUGCCAGUAUACAAAAUGUACCUUUUGCACUGUAAACUACACUAAACAAAUUCAAACUGACAUCAAUUAAUUGCACUGAGCCAAAAAAAAAAGAAAAAAAAAGAAAAAAAAGGUGCAUCUGUGGAAUUUUUUCUUUGAAAUUCUAGCACUAGUGGCCUUUUUUUUUUCUUUUUCUUUUUUUUUUUUUUUUUUAAUUUAAAACCAAAACCAAUGGGAUGGUUACACAGCACGAGGACAUGCAGUGUUACUGAUUUGAAACCUCUGGCCACUUGCCUUCUCUUUUUUUUUUUAAGCUUGGAGGUUGGUGAGUGACAGCUACUGUUCUCAAAUACUUUAUUGCCAUGUCUUAAUUGCCAUUGAUUUGCUGCUGAAGACAAAAACCAACAACAACACAAACAAAUCAGGUUGAAAUCUAAAUACCAAAAUACUCAGUUGGUCUUGAUUUCUUUUUGAGAAAGGAGGGAGAAGGACUGCCUGUUGCAGAUGUUGGAAAGGAUCCCUCACCCCUAGCAUGCAUCUUGUUCAGAUGUGCCUUUUUGUUUUGGUAGGCAAAGAUGUCUUAAGCUGAAGAGUUGUCUACUGUUCUGGAGAACAAAGCUAUAUGCCGUGUCUGUACAAUUGUUUAUAUUGUAUAUUUACAGAUAAUGCUAAUUAAUAACCUGUAUAAAUUUAAGUGACUUGAGGCCUAUAAUAGAGUCUGCUCCUCUUGCAAUCUCAUCCGGUCAGAAGUGUUUCCUCUGGCUUAGGAACAGUCUUGCCUUCCAAACAUAAUAACUUUCUUUAGAUCUCACUUAACUUCAUCAUGAAUCCAUUUUUGGAAAUUGGUAGCAUUUAAACCAGCAAACACUUAAAAAGCUUUAUUAAACUUUUUAAACUGAUAAGUGAAUGGAAGUUUUAUUUGCCAGUUGAACUCCUCCUUGUUUGAACUGGCGUGAGAGUGAGUCUGUUUUACUUGGUAGUACUGUAGCAGCAUUUAUGAAGUGGCCAGAAGCCACAUUUUAUUUACUGGUCUGUGGCCUUUUACUGUGCUUUGUAUCAGAGUUCUUAACAAGAUUAAUAAAUCACCCCAGUCUUAAUUUUUAA